AUGCAGCGCAUCUACAUGCACAGCAAUGAGCACUUUGAAGUCUUCACUACUGUCCUUGCUCCACAAGGGAGGUAUCGAUACAGAGCAGAAGCUGAAAAGAUGGUGGUGGUGCACAGAUACAGGCCCCACUGGCCAGAUGAGCUGGAGCUGUCUCUAGGUGACGUCAUCCUGGUGCUGUCCAAACAUGAGGAGGAGAGGUGGUUUGGGCGGCUGCAGGACGGCCAGCAGGGCUACUUCCCCGCCUCCUGUGUGAUGGAGCUGAGCCAGCCGAAUCUUCCUCCCAAAGGCCUGCGAAGGAGUUUAUCUCUGAGAGCCUCAGUACUGGACAACAACGAUUCAGGUGUACGCAGCAGAUAUGGAAAUGGACACAUUCUGCAGGCACUCAGGAGGGGGAGCAGAGGAGGAGAAGGAGGGGGAGGAGGAGGAGGAGGAAUGGCGCUGGAUGGGGGCCAGGGUGCAGGCGAGGGCCCCUUCCUGGUGCGCAGGCCCCAGAUCCCUCUGCCUCAGCCUGUGGCCUCCCAACCUCAGACACACAGAUCCCCGGGCCUGCUCCACAGGAUUUUAUCCAAGUGCCGGAAAAAGAGUGAAUGCCAGGGAGCCACCAACGGGGCCUUCGAGGGUGACUAA
This is a messenger RNA of Toxotes jaculatrix (banded archerfish), 627 nucleotides long. RefSeq names its product caskin-2-like. Gene Ontology annotation, molecular function: protein binding. The coding region runs from base 1 to 627 and encodes 208 amino acids. The transcript is spliced from 5 exons. Lineage: Eukaryota; Metazoa; Chordata; Actinopteri; Toxotidae. The record is from RefSeq and is a predicted model, not a curated record.